AGCUGUGAAUGAAGCCUACCAGUCGCGCUACUCCCAGGAGAAUGUGGCGGUCAUGCCAGGCCUGGGGGGAGGGGGGCCCGGUCAGUCGUCCGGGGGACCCCCGCCCGGUCACCACUCGUCGGUGGACCCCAUGGGGCCGUCCCCCAUCAAGAGGCCGCGGCCCGGGGAGAGAACGGACCUGUCUCAGCCGCUGCACGUGGAUGUGGAAGUGAAACGGGAGCCGGCGUACACGCCUCAGGUGGAGGCUAUCUCUCCCAUCCUGCCAGCCGAGGACCCGGCCAACAAGCUCCUCAAGGAUGAGCUACUGGCCAGCAUCGACAAGGUGGACCGGGAGAUCGUCAACGUGGAGCAACAGAUCUCCAAGCUCAAGAAGAAGCAGGCCCAGCUGUUGGAGAACCAGGCCAAGCCCCAGGAGGAGAAGGUGGAUGACGCCGUGUCGGAGCCCAAGCACCAGAGCAUUGCCCAGAUCAUCUACGCCGAGAACAGGGCACAAAGAGUUCCGAGGCCGACUGAUUUUGCACAUGAAACGACGGCAUCAAGCUAGGAGGAUUAGGAGGAAAAGAGGCCAAGAUGAGAGAGUUUUAUGAGAAAGUUUUUCCCGAGAUCAAGAAGCAGAGAGAGGAAAAAGAAAGCAAACAAGGCACACGCAGCGGGACGGGCGGGUAUGUGAGGAGCGAUGCGGAGAUGGAGCAGAUCAUGGAUGGACUCACCGAGCAGGAGGAGGAGGAGAAGAAGAUGCGCAGCCUGUCGGUGAUCCCCCCCAUGAUGCUGGACGCGCGGCAGCGGAAGAUGCGCUUCGUCAACAACAACGGCCUGCUGGAGGACGCCAUGGAGGCGCAGAACUUCCACCACUCGUUCAACGCCGCCUGGACCGACGUGGAGCGGCAGAUGUUCAAGGAGAAGUACCUGCAGAACCCCAAAAACUUUGUCGUCAUUGCCUCCUUCCUGCCACAGAGGAGUGUCGCGGACUGUGUUCACUUCUAUUACCUGACUAAGAAGAGGGAGAACUACAAGCAGCUUCUUCGCAAGCAGAACAUGAAGCGAAAGAGGAACAUGCCGAAAGCACAGCAAGAGCAGCUGAGGCAGCAACAGCAACAGCAGCAGCAACAACAGCAGCAGCAGCAGGAGCAGCUCCGACAGCAGCAGGAAGAGACGGUGGGCCCACCGCCCCCGGUCAACGCCGGCACGGGCAAUAACAACAGCGGCAACGGCAACAGCUCUGCCGUCAAAGUGGAGGUGAAGGUGGAGCCGGGCGUUGAGGAGAGCCAGGGCAACGUGGGCGAGGGUGUCGGCCCCGACGGGGUGAAGAAAGAAGUGAAGGAGGAAGAGAAGGAGAAAGAAGGAGAGGCGGACAUCUCAGAGGGAGAAGUGGCAGGUACUGAGGCGGAAGGAGGCGUCCACAACUGUGCCGUGUGCAAAGUGGAGCUGGCCCACUUUGGCCUGAGCCGACCUCUGACCUCGGUGAACUGCGAGCAGUACAACAUGGCCGCCGCCGACCUGCAGCCGGAGAUGAGGGUGUGCAGCUCGUGUCGGUGCCGCACCGUGCGCAAACGCUUCUCGCACUGCCCCAUGCCGACCUGCCGCACACCGAAGAGGAAGACGAAGAGACUGCGGCCCGUUCCGGCUAAGUGGCCCCAGCUCCCCGCUGACCAGAAGGCUGCCAUCAUGCAGGAGUUUCAACUGCAAGAGGACAUCUCCAAGUGCUGCUCAGCAUGUUUCAACCGCUUGUCGCGCCGGCUGGAGGCAGAGACCAGUGUGACUUCUGCUGCCCCUGACGUGUCCGCUGGGCUGGCUGAGAGUACCUGUGAAGAUUCUAUUGAGAAUUCCAGAUGGACAGAAGAAGAAAUGGACAAAGCAAAGAAAGGUCUGCGUAAGCACGGGAAGGACUGGACGGCCAUCGCCAACCUGGUGGGCUCGAAAACCGAGGCCCAGUGCAAGAAUUUCUUCUUCAACUACAAGAAAAAGUUCAACCUGGAGGCUAUUCUGGAGGAGCAUAAGGACCCUACGGGCGACCGGCGCACGACCUCGACCUGCGAGAGCAUCACGUCCACGGUGACGGCCAACUCGGAGGAGGAAGUGUCGCUGAGCGACGACGAGAACGACGAGGACAACGGAGAGGACAGCGACACGGCCAGCGCCCCCAGCCCCAACCCUCUGAGGAUCGAGGAAGGCGAGGGAGAGACCGUGGCAGAACAGCGCACCACGACCCCACGGGAGGGGGCGGAGGCGGAGGGCCCCACCUCGGCCGCACCAAUCAGCACCCUGUCGGAGAACAACAAGCAGCUGAGCGCUUCGCAGGGCAGCCUCCGCAGCAUCGACAACGACAGCAGCGCCACCAUGAGCGCCGACGAAGGGCCCCCUGGAGGUUCCGGCAGCCACGCGGCGCACCCCAGCGGCUCGGAUCGGGGUCAAGGUCACCCGGGGGUGGGUCCGCCGGGCCCCCCGACCGCCUACAGCCAGGCCCCCCUGGAGGUGUCUCAGCGGCGAACCCCGCCCUCGUUGGGACCGGCCGUGGCUUCGUCUCGCGGGGGCACGCCGCACGGCUCUGUGCCCUCACCUUUCCCCGUUCCCAGCCAAGGUCACGGCCCCGUGACGCAGUCUGGCAUGCCGCCGGUCGUGCGAGCGAGCCCCGUCACGGGCAUGGGCAGACCUCCGUCAGGGGAAGUGCCCGUCAUCAGAGAGCUCCCCCAGCCGACGGGCGCCACAGACUACCAGCGACUGAUGACGUAUGGCUCCCACCUGGUGCCCGAGCCCCAUGACACCCGCAUGUCCCCCCGGCCCACCUCGGCCCACUCGGAGGGGGGAGGGGGUGGUGGCGGGGGCACCGCGAGUGGAGCGGUCUCGGGACGGAUGACCAGCUCGCCGCACGCCGCGGGGAAGAGCCAGGCGCGCCCGCCCUGUGUACGGGACCUCAUCCACUCGGCCAUAGAGCGCAACCUGUGCGAGCCGCCUCAAGCGCAGCAGGAUAAGCGUGCAAUGAUGGACCCCAACCGUGCUCGUGGCUACACACCUCAGGACCUGCGCAAAGAGCGCCGCGACCCCCCACACGUCUCUGACCCCCGCAGCGUACUCGGGUACCCGGGCCUCCCCCGCCCUCCGCCCGACCGCGAUAUGGAGGUACAGGACCUCUCGUGGCGCGGCGAGCCCUUGGACAAAGGCCCGCACGGCUACAAAGGCAACCCCCGCGACUUUGACGCCCUGAGGACGCGGCCAGACGCCUACCAGCGCUCGACAGCCGAGCCCACCAGGCACAUGGGCGCCCCACCCCCGGCUCACUCGCACCACCACGCUGGCGUGUCGGGUCACCCCGCCGCCCAGGAUCUGGCUAAGCAUCGGCCCGACAGCAGGAACAAGUCGCCUUCCAUGUACCAGGUGGAUUCAAGGUCGCACUCGCCCAACGUCCGCGGCCCUCCCAGCCAGAGUUCCUCCCCCUACCCCCACGGCAUGGAUCCCUCGCGCUACUCCCCGGCCGGCCGCAUGCCCCCCGUGCCUCCGCUCAUCACCAACAGCGGUCAGAGGUCGUCGCCGAAGCAGGCGCGCUCCCCUCCCUCCAGCUCGCACAUGCUGAUCCCCGGCUCGAUCACCCGUGGGACCCCCGUGUCCCACCACCCGUCGGUCCCGCCCGCCCCGUCCCACCCCAUGGCCAGCAUGGUGCGCCAGCCCGUGUCCGCGCCGGCGCAGCAAGGCUCCAUCACCAAAGGCACGCCCGUGCGGGAAAUGGGCCGUGCGGGGCUUCCGGGGACGACUGCCGGCCAGGAAGGAGGAGGUGGUCCGAGAAUGCCGCUGGACCCGAGCUACCGUGGCCCGCACGGUGGUCCGGCAGUGUAUGAGGGUGGCCAGUACCGUCAGCAGCAGCAGCAACAGCAGCAGCAACAACAACAACAGCAGCAGGCGGUGUACGCGAAGCAGGGCCAGUACCCGCCGCAAGGCUCGCCGUACUCGCAGGCGGAGCCGAACCUGCCCUACAGCUCGCGGGCCACCAUCAUGUCAGACUAUUACACCGCCCAGCAGAUGCCGCGCGGCCAGAAGGGUGAGCGGGAGGAAGGGCUGUCCCCGCGGGGGGGCGCGGGUCGCGACCUGACCCCGUCUCACCCGCACGCCCCGCCACAGCGGCAGCCGCAGCCCGGCGGCCUUGACCCCCGCCACCAGAUGGCGGUGGUGAGUGGCCAGAGCAUGGUGUACAUGAUGGGGCAGGGCGUGGAUGCGAGAGGCAAGGCAUCACCUCACAGCGCGCGCGACGACAAGCCACAGCCUUCCGUGUGGCCUCAGGGUAGCCGCGGCAUGCCGGGCCAACCGUUGCCGACACCGCUGGCCUUGGACCCCAUGGCCGCCCAGCGUCCGAGCAUUGUGGCGGGCACAGGGCGGCCCCCCGCGCACCACUCAGAGGGCAAGCCCCGGAAGACACCACGGCAUGCUGGGAAUGCCCAUGGACCCCAACCAGUCGCGGCGACUUUCUCCCGGCAUCCGCGGCACGCCCUACGACAAGCCCCCGCGCGCGGCCCAGUGGGAGCCGACAAUCAAGCGGAGGGAGUACGAGAGCAUCGCCGAGCAGCACAAUCGGUGUGUGAUCCUUGCCCACGAGCAAGAGCGUCGUCUGGCGGAAGCUGCCCGGGCCUCCGCCGUCUCUCAAGGUCACCCGGGGCAGUCGCUGGACCCACGGGCCUACCCUGGCGGACGGCCGGACAGCAGAGAACAUUACCAAGGUGGGGACUCGAGGCGGCCAGACAUCCCGUCGUCUCAGGCAGACAGCUCUCGGCAGAUGGCAGACGCAGGGAACCAGCGCCCUCUCACUGACUCCAACUACGUGAGGAAGAAGCUGGCCGACAGCGGCUCGGCCAUGUUGCUCUCGGCCUUUCAGAGAGACAACGUGUCCAGCUCUCCGCAGCCUCCCUCUGUGAGCCAGUCUGGCCAGGCGGGUCGCAGCUCUCUGACGGCCGACAAACUCAUCAACGCCAUCAUCAUCCACCAGAUCAACCAACCCACAGCGGACGAGAGGGACGGAAAGCCCACAGCCUCACCCAUAAGACAAGCCACACCCAACACGUCGGAGCCCUCUGUCAGUUCCCACGGCGACCACCACCAGCCCGUGGACUCGUCCAACUACUCCAAAACCUCACAGCAUCAUUUCGACUCUCAGAGUCGCAUGAUGGUAGAAGCCGGUGGGGGCCGGGCGGAGGUGAUGGACCCGCGGCACCGCAUGGAGAUGAUUGACCAGAGACAGAGACAGCAGAUCGUGGAGCAGAGGCAGAGGCUGGAGGCUGUGGAGAGACAGCGGCAGAUCAUGGACCCUCGCUGCCACCGACAACAGUACGAGUACCAGCAGCAGCAGCAGCAACAACAACAACAGCACCAGCAGCAGCACCAGCAGCAGCAACAGCAGCAGCAACAACAACACCAGCGUCAUCUGGAGAUGGAGCAGCGUCAGCGUCAAGAGGAGUUCCCCAGACAGCAGCAUGAGCAACAGGAGCACCGACGCAGCAGCGGCGGGGAGAUGGAGCAUCACCGGAGAGGUAGGGCCGAAAUUGAAGUGGUCCGGCGCCCGGAUGUGAGCCACCGCGACAUGGAGGCCCGAGCCAUGGCAGGAAGCAGCUUCCGGCAGCAGCAGCACGAAGCCGAGGUGGAGCAACAGCAGCGGCGGCUGGAGUACGAGCACAAGCAGCGGCAGCAGCAGCAACAGCAUCAGCAUCAGCAGCAGCAGCAGCAGCGAGACGCGGCGUACAGACAACAGCAGCAGCAGCAGCAGCAUCAUCAGAUGGCCGACCCCAAGAUGAGGAUGAUGGCUGCGGCGGCCGCCGCUCAGGGAGAGAAUUGGCCUCAGCAGACGUCCUCACAGAGAGGUGACCACGGAGAGCGAGACAGCCAUCACGACGGAGCGGACAGCCGCAUGCGACAACAAGACGGGGAACCGCGGCCUCGCGGAGGUGGGAUGUCGGAGAACGAGUCUCCCCGCAGUGGGGGCGGAGGUGGCGGCGUGGGUGGAGGAGGAGGAGGUGGAGGCGGGAUCUCGGACCAGCGCGGUCGCAGCGGGAGUGGAGAGGGAGGCGGCGGCCCCCCGGACAUCCGUCCCAGCCACUCCUCGCCCAUGUCCUCCUCGGCUGCCGCGCACCCUGGGCCCGUGUCUUCGGCGGCGGCCGCCGGGGCAGCAGCGGGGGGAGGAGGCCACUCUGGCGCCGGGAUGAGCCGUAGUAGCGGCAGUGGUGGUGGUGGCCAGGAGGGGAAGAAGUACUCGGAGACCGAUGGGAUGACCUUGGAGGACGCCAUCGACGCGGCCAUUCAGGAGGACUACAGCGGUGGGAAGGCCAGUAACCCGGUCAUCCGCGUGGCUGCCUCGCCGUCCGUUCAGGAGAAGAGCUCCUCUCUGCUCACCCGCAUCCGAGACUCAGUCAUUGGCCCGGGUCAGCGGGAGUUCCGCGACUCGAUGGAGGCCCCGCCCCCUAGAGGAAGUCCUGCGGCGUCGGAACCGGGCAUGGUGGGAUCGUCGUCGGACUCGCGACCCCGCAGCUACACCGUGCCCUCCUCCCAGGGCCCCUCCCCAAACUGGAAGAAAUGGGACGUGACAGGUGAGAGAGGCUCAGGUCCGGUCGCGCCCCACGGGGGAGGAAGUCAGAGCGUGGACGGGAGCCCCGUGGCUUCCUCGUCCGUUGUGAGCCUGCCCAAGUCGAACCACCCGGGCUUCCCCCCUUCCCAUCCAUCGCAGCUACAGGCCCCGCCCCCUCCCGGCGCGGGGGUGGAGAGGGGCGGCCACGACCAGUCACGCUCCCCGCAGCCCGCCAUGCACUUCCACCCGCGCUCCUCCUCCGCGACCUCACACCAGGGGGGCCAGGGAGGGGCGACACACCAGGGCCUGCCUGAGGCCGCCUAUCCUUCCGCAGGUAUGCCGGCCGUAGACAGCAGUGGUUCGUCCCACAGCCUGUCAGAAAGCCCCAGCCAGAGCGUCUCUGGGCUGUCCUCCCUCGACCACAUGCAGAACAAGAUCGAGAAGGCGUUCCGCGAGGGCACAGCAGGAGGGGACACGCCAUCAUCGCACGGUGGCCGCGGGGCCAGAGACAAACCCUCGUCGUCCAGUCAGGCGACGUCUCACUCGUCUCCCCUGGCCUCGUCCACCUCGGGGAAAGUUCCGGGCUCGGCCGGGAACACGAGUGUGUCGUCCCCGCAGGAAAGUCUGUCAGCCCGCUACCCGGGCUCCUCGUCCCACGACCAGCACUCGGUCAGCUCUGUGCACUCGUCCGACCAGGCGGAAGAAGGGGCGGGGACGUCCUCCUCCUCGUCUGCGUCUUCGUCGUCGUACAGCCGAGGUAUCGCCGGUCAGGCGCCUGAGACGUCUUCUGACCCGGCGCUGUCGCCCUCGUCCAGCGUGCAGCCUCACGGCAGGAAGCGCGGGCUGGGACGUCCGCGUGGCAGCAGACAGGAUGACAUCGUGUCCCCCGCGGCCAUUUCCUCCUCCAUGUCCUCUCAGGGAGGACCCAAGUCGACGGGCCCCGCCCCCCACUCCAGCAGCUCAUCGAACCGAGAGCGGCCGUCCCCCAGCUCGGGUUCCAACGACGGCGGGAGCUCGCGGGGCAGCGGGCAGAAAUCGAGCCAGGGAGGUGACAGAGACAAGUCGGGUCGCUUGUCGGCGUACGACUUCCCCGACGAUAGCCCGGAUGACGAACCCGUCGGGCCGACCCCCAGUAGCUACAUGGCUCUGUCGGCCGCGGGGCGCGGCUCUCGCAAGUGUCCCGUGGACAGCUCGGAGGGGAAAGGUUCCUGGCAGGGCCCGGACACGCAGGCCGCGGAAGAAGGGAAAGGGGAGAAGAGCGAGGCGCAGGGGUUUGAAACCUUCUCCCCCACCACCCAGCCGUCAGACAGUGGGGCGGGCAAACCUCGUUCUCGCUACGGCAGUCGGGUGAGCAGCAUCGAGGCGGACCCUGGCACGGGCCUGCACUCCUCUGUGGACAGCACACGGCCAGACAAGACGGCCGGCGAGGACGGGGAGGCGGUGGACAGCUCUACGGGCAUCUCGCCCAGCGACCGCGGGAAACUGGCCAAGCAGCGCGGCGCGGCGCGGUCGGCCGUGGCCGCGUCCUCAGAAGGCUCGGCUCAGACCAGCUCGAGCGAGGCCGCGGGUCAGGGGUCGGAGGUCAGCGGGGGUUCGGUGGAGCCGGGCAGCGCUUCGAGCGGCGGCGGCGACUCACACCCGUACGGCCAGGGAGGCUGGAGGCACGCUCGGCCCGGACCCGACUCGGCGCUGGCGGAAGAUUCUGGAAGCCGGUCCAUUUCCAGCUCGGACCACACAGAGGGUGGGGCGGGUCACAGCGGCGGUGGGGGCAGCGGGGCGGGGGGAGGAAGCAGCAGCAGUGCCGCCAACAGCAGCACGCCCAUCUCCAGCAGCCUCAACUACAGCAGCGGUCAGCCCGUGGUGUCCAGCAUGAUGAGAGACCCCGACCAGGCCACCGUCUGUUCCCGUGACCAGGAGCCGCGCCCGUUGCUGGACUCGCGCUACGAGACGCUGUCGGACGACGAUGAUGUGUGACGACGAUGAUGUGUGAAGACGUGUACGUGUUCAGCAUGGGUGAAAGUUUAUGCCGGCCCGGCCGGUUUUUUAACCUUGAUAGACCUAGGACUGGCGAUUUUUUAGACUGGGGCCGGCACGUUCGUGUGUAAAAAAACGCAACACGCAAAACUAUGGUCUUGAAGCAGGACAGUAGUCCUGAACCUCCGUUCUUGGCCCAUGAAUGUGUUAACACCUGUUGUCUUUUUAGUAAGUGUGUGUUUUGUUGUCUUUUCCAUUUUACCUUUCUGUACGAUGACUUUCGGGUUUUAAAAAAUUCCCACUGGGAUCUUUUUCUCUGACCAUUGAAUGCAGUUGUUGAUUGAAAACACAUUUCUGUAAAAAUGAAUGUGAUGUCUGUUUGAGUUUGUUUGAUAAAAGUUUUAGGGGGCUCCCAUCUGCAUACGGUCAUAGGAAUGCACGGGACACAAGUUAGCCUACUUGAUUUUACUUUGGUUCACAGCACAACUUUGUUUUACUUUCUUUCCUUCUUUCCUGCCAAACAUCUGUCGUCCUUAUCUCUCCUCCUUCUUUUUUGUGUUUGU
Molecule: messenger RNA, 9075 nt
Organism: Aplysia californica (California sea hare)
Lineage: Eukaryota; Metazoa; Mollusca; Gastropoda; Aplysiida; Aplysiidae
Product: hornerin
Biological process (GO): regulation of transcription by RNA polymerase II
Source: RefSeq, a predicted model, not a curated record